Messenger RNA from Brugia malayi, 1845 nucleotides. RefSeq lists its product as uncharacterized. The transcript has 13 exons. Lineage: Eukaryota; Metazoa; Nematoda; Chromadorea; Rhabditida; Onchocercidae. Gene Ontology annotation, biological process: locomotion; sarcomere organization; actin filament depolymerization. Gene Ontology annotation, molecular function: actin filament binding. The coding region runs from base 1 to 1845 and encodes 614 amino acids. Gene Ontology annotation, cellular component: cortical actin cytoskeleton. The record is from RefSeq and is a predicted model, not a curated record.
AUGACGUCGACGGAAGAAUAUGUUCAAGAUGCAACGUUUGCCUCUUUGCCGCGUACUGUUCGAGGGAUGCCGUUAGGGUUACAUGCUAGUCCAGAUGGCCAGAAAUUGAUUUACUGCAACGGCAAUUCUGUUUAUAUUCGUAGUAUCCAAAAUCCAAAAGAGUGUGAAAUUUAUACCGAACAUGCGAAUCCUACAACCGUGGCAAAGUAUUCUCCAUCCGGUUUUUAUAUCGCAUCUGGUGACCAGUCCGGUAAAAUACGUAUCUGGGAUGCAACACAGCCUUCACAUAUUCUAAAAGCUGAAUACCCAAUAUUGUCAGGUCCUAUUCGUGACAUUGCAUGGUCCGACGAUAGCAAAAGGAUAGCAGUAGUUGGUGAAGGACGCGAAAGGUUUGGCCAUGUUUUCCUUUUUGAUACAGGAACCUCCAAUGGGAAUCUUUCGGGUCAAAGCCGCACAAUGUCAAGUAUCGAUUUUCGUCCAGCUAGACCCUAUAGACUUGUGAGCGGUUCAGAGGACAAUACCGUUGCACUGUUCGAAGGACCUCCAUUUAAAUUUCUGACCUUGUUUCAUGAACAUACUCGUUUCGUUUAUUGUGUUCGGUACAACGCUGAUAGUACACUGUUCGCUAGUUCAGGGGCAGAUGGAAAGGUAAUACUGUACGAAGGAACAACUGGUCAAAAAGAAGGCGAACUUAUGGAUGAUCAAUGUAAAGGUGUUGCACAUGCUGGAAGCGUUUUUGCAUUAUGUUGGUCGCCUGAUGGACAGCGCAUUGCAACUGCAUCCGGUGAUAAAACCAUCAAAAUUUGGGAUGUCUCUUCGAAAAAAUUGGAGAAGACUUUUGUGAUAGGAAAAAAUGUCGAUGAUCAACAGCUUUCCAUCAUUUGGACGAAAGUUUUUCUUGCUGGAGUGAGUCUCUCGGGUUUCAUAAAUAUUCUGGAUUUAGAGAGUGGUUCUGUAUCAAAAGUUCUGAAGGGGCAUAACAAACCGAUAACAGCUCUUACGGUAUGCUCGGAAAAAGCAUUGGCUUUCACAGCGGAUUUUGAAGGAAAUAUCACACGGUGGUGCCUUAACUCAGGAGAUUCAGAAAGGUUGUUACCUGCUGUACACAGUUCACAGGUGUCAGAUAUGUGUCUUUCACCAAACGGUAAUUUGGUAUCGAUUGGUUGGGAUGACUCGAUUGCAUUUACUUCUUUUCCUGGUUCAUUAGAUAACGUUCAGUCAAAUAAGGUAAAAUUAUCAUCACAGCCGCGACAAGUUGCAUUAGGUUCUUCUGGUAAGAUCGCAGUUGUUGCCUGCCAGAAAUCAGUUACUAUUUUCUCGGAUGGCAAACAAAUGGUUUUGCAAAACAUCGAAUAUGAAGCCUCUUGUGUUGCUGUUGCUCCAGAUUCUAGACUUACAGCUGUUGGUAGUCAGGAUGGUAAAGUACACAUUUACGAGUUAAAUGGCAAUCAAAUGAAAGAAAUAAAAACGAUCUCUCAAACUGGAUCCAUUACUUCUCUUUCAUGGAGUCCGAACGGAAGUUUUCUUGUUGCAACAGAUGCUAAUAGAAAGGUAAUACCUUAUUCUGUGGACAAUGAUUACAAAUGUGUCACAGAGAAAGAUUGGACCUUUCAUUCAGCUCGAGUGAGUUGUUCUGCCUGGUCACCAGACAGUCGUUUUGUUGCAACUGGUGGCAUUGAUACGAAUGUCAUUGUUUGGGAUUUGAAACACAGCGGAGAACAUCCAAUAAUCAUCAAAGGAGCGCAUACAAUGAGCCCAAUCAAUGGAAUUGAUUGGCUUGGUUCGAAUCGGAUUAUUACAGUUGGGCAGGAUUCAGUUUUAAAAAUCUGGACUGUCAAUGUGUGA